AUGUCUUCCUUUGAUCCAACGAAUGUCAAUCUGAACACCGCCAGCGAAGAAGAUGUGCUAUGCUACCUCGCCAUCUCCGAAAACGACUACAACGGCCACCUCGGUGCCCGCAUUUCCUCCAUCUUCGUGAUUCUCUUCGUGUCCUCGGCCUUCACCGUCUUUCCCGUGGUCUCUAAGCGGAUGCCAGGCUGGAAGAUUCCAUUCAGCGUGUACAUCUUCGCCCGGUACUUCGGAACAGGUGUUAUUGUGGCCACGGCCUUCAUCCAUCUCCUGGACCCAGCAUACAAGCGAAUCGGGCCGAAGACCUGCGUAGGGCAAUCCGGAUACUGGGCCGAAUAUUCCUGGUGCGCAGCGAUUGUGCUCGCUUCCGUGGUCAUCAUCUUCCUAUUGGAUCUGGCGGCGGAGGUCUACGUCGAACACAAAUACGGCGUACAUAAAGACGAAGAAGCAACCAGCGCCUUUGUUCAACAUGAGCACCACCUGGACGUACAACCUGCCCCCGAUACCGAGAAGGUAGUCGCAACGCCUACCUCCAGCGAGAAGCGGGUGGAUACAUGGGGCUCGGAGGGCGACUCGACUAUUGCCGAGAAGUCAUUCCGUCAACAGAUCUCCGCCUUUCUUCUUUUGGAGUUCGGUAUCAUCUUCCACUCCGUCAUCAUCGGUCUCAACCUUGGAGUGACAGGCUCAGAGUUCACAACUCUCUAUCCAGUUCUUGUCUUCCACCAAUCAUUUGAAGGACUGGGAAUUGGUGCUCGUAUGUCUGCUAUCCCGUUUGGACAUCAUACUUGGCUGCCGUGGAUUUUGUGUGCGGCAUAUGGGCUGACCACCCCUAUCUCUAUUGCCAUCGGUUUGGGAGUGCGUACCACUUACAAUCCCGGCUCCAAGGUGUCAUUGAUUAUUCAGGGUGUGUUGAAUGCCGUGUCGGCGGGUAUCUUAAUUUACACUGGUCUGGUGGAGCUGCUUGCUAGGGAUUUCUUGUUUGAUCCUUGUCGGACUAAGCGCCGGUCUCGGCUGUUGUUCAUGGUCGCUUGUACCUUGUUGGGCGCUGGAAUUAUGGGUUUGAUUGGAAAGUGGGCUUAA
Penicillium verhagenii is the source of this 1080-nucleotide messenger RNA. RefSeq names its product high-affinity Zn(2+) transporter ZRT1 (gene zrfA). The record is from RefSeq and is a predicted model, not a curated record. Bases 1 to 1080 code for a protein of 359 amino acids. Gene Ontology annotation, biological process: zinc ion import across plasma membrane. Lineage: Eukaryota; Fungi; Ascomycota; Eurotiomycetes; Eurotiales; Aspergillaceae. Gene Ontology annotation, cellular component: plasma membrane. The transcript has a single exon. Gene Ontology annotation, molecular function: high-affinity zinc transmembrane transporter activity.